Molecule: messenger RNA, 1939 nt
Organism: Tripterygium wilfordii
Lineage: Eukaryota; Viridiplantae; Streptophyta; Magnoliopsida; Celastrales; Celastraceae
Product: protein kinase PINOID
Exons: 2
Coding region: 431-1801 (456 amino acids)
Biological process (GO): protein phosphorylation
Cellular component (GO): cytoplasm; nucleus; plasma membrane
Molecular function (GO): ATP binding; protein serine/threonine kinase activity
Source: RefSeq, a predicted model, not a curated record
UCCCUCUCCCUCUCUAACCAGUCCCCCUCUCUCCGUCUUUUUGAGUUUUUUUUUGUUUCUUCUGGGUACGGACUGAUCAAACCCUUUUUUUUGUUCCCAGAAAAGCCUGCUAAAUCCGAAGAGUGCAUUCAAAGCUUCUCCUUCUGAUUUAUGAAUCUCUUUCUCUCUUUAUAUUGAAGCAGCAAAUCAAAGCUAGUUUCACUACUUUUUCCCUUGAUGUCUGCACCUUUUUUCACCAGAUUCUGAUUCCAUCACCAAAACCCACCUUCUACAAAAAGUGUUUCAAAUUCAGACUCUCUAACCAUAUUUGCUAACGAAUUCUUCGGCACCUGAACUUUUGUUUUUUUAUCAGAUUUUGAUUCUGAUUCCUUUACCUUUUGGCCUAAUUUUAGGCCUCCGCGUAUAGAUACAGUUCUCUCUAGCAAGAGAGAUGUUAAAUUGUGGCCGUCGCGACUCCGACGGUGAUACGAGUUUGGAGACCGCAAAUUCCGGAAGUAGCCAUAGUUCAAUGAGCAGUGAGAGCUGUAGCAGUUUCAGCCGCAUCUCCUUCGACCUCCCGACUUGCCGGUCCUCGCCGGAGAAUCUCACGAUCAAGCCUCACCGCUCCUCCGACUUCGCAUACUCCGCCAUCCGCUCCGCCACUUUCGGCCGGAAGUCUGGCCUCAGCUUCCGUGACUUCCGUCUUCUCCGCCGCAUCGGGUCCGGCGACAUUGGAACGGUCUACCUCUGCCGGUUGUCAAAUGAUCAUGGAUGUGACGGAGGAAGAGUGGAUGACCGGUGUUCCUACGCGAUGAAGGUUGUGGAUAAAGAGGUUCUGGCGGUGAAAAAGAAGGUGCAUAGAGCGGAGAUGGAGAGGAAGAUUUUGAAAAUGUUGGAUCAUCCAUUUUUGCCUACUUUGUACGCGGAGUUCGAGGCUUCACAUUUCUCGUGUAUUGUCAUGGAAUACUGUUGCGGCGGCGAUUUGCAUUCUUUGAGACAUCGACAGCCUCGCAAACGCUUCUCUUUGUACUCUGCAAGGUUUUACGCUGCAGAGGUUCUUGUAGCGUUAGAGUACCUUCACAUGCUGGGAAUCAUCUACAGAGAUUUAAAGCCGGAAAACGUGUUAGUAAGAUCAGACGGCCACAUCAUGCUCUCUGAUUUUGAUCUGUCGCUCUGCUCAGACGCAAUCCCAGCCGUAGAAUCAUCCGCGUCGUCACCGGAUCCAGCCUCCCCUUCGAACUUAACCUACAACCGACCGCACGGUACCGCAAGCAGGUUUUCUCGCCUCCGUAACAGGCUGUUCCCGUCUAAGAAAGUCCAGAACGUGACCCCCAACAGACUCUUCGUGGCCGAGCCGGUUGCAGCGAAGUCUUCCUCCUUCGUUGGGACCCACGAGUAUGUGUCCCCAGAAGUCGCCUCCGGUGGGUCCCACGGAAAUGCCGUUGACUGGUGGUCUCUGGGGAUUUUCAUGUAUGAAUUGAUCUACGGCGGGACACCGUUUGCGGCUGCAUCGAACGAGAUGACGCUGCGUAACAUCGUGAAGAAACCCUUGACUUUUCCUACUCACGCACCGUCGUCAGCGCUCGAGUCCCACGCGCGAGACUUGAUAUCGGGAUUGUUGAACAAGGAUCCGAAUAUCCGACUCGGGUCGAAGCGCGGAUCCGCUGAGGUUAAAACCCACCCGUUUUUUAAAGGGCUUAACUUUGCUCUAAUACGGAUGGUUACUCCCCCAGAAAUCCCAGGUUUGAGUUUAAAAAAGCAAACGACGAGUUUUUACCACGGUAACGGUAAGGGACAAUCAACAGCGUUCGAUUACUUUUAGGAGUUGACCUACGCCUGGGUUGACGCCACGUGUCGGUCGUUACAGACGUGAAUAUUCGAGAUGUCCUUAGGGUUUUUUUUUUUUUCACUGUUUUAUGUUUAGGUAACAUAUGGUGGUUAAAUAUCUUGAAUAUAAUAU